UGGAUUUCGUUGGUAGAAAUCUGUUACCGAUUAAGUGGAUAUCGUGCUGCCUUCCUACGGAUGCGCGACUCUGUACGAAUGCGCAAUAUUAGUAUUAGGUGCUUAUGUAGAUAUUUUGGCUUUGUUGAAGUUUAAUCAAACAUAUCACUAUUAUGUUUCAACGAUGUGCUCUAAAAUAAUAAGUGUUGUGAAUAGUUGCUGUUAAAUAUUAUCGAGCUCUGACGGCGAGCGAAUUAUAAGCUUGCAAUAGUCUCUGCUACUAUGGUGCUAUGAUCUGAACACCAUGAUUAUACUUUUAUUAAGGGACACGCACACUAGACAGAUAAGUAUUCUACUUUUGCUUGUGUAUCUAUCGGUCCAUUAUUUUGUAAGCUCUUUACAUAUAUAACAUAUAUUUUGUGUUGCCGGUUUUGUCCGGUUUGACCUUUGAAGCGUGCAACAGCAUUGCAAGUCAAAUUGAAAUCUUAGCUAAACUAAAAUGAAGUAUAAGCUGCCAUUCGUUUCUUAAUCAAUCACCUUACUAGAUCCACGAAGGAUCAACCUUGUAAAUCAUUCUACUGAAGGUGACCAGACAGGUGAUGGAGCAUUCUGAUGCAUUUGGUUUUUAACCACAGUCAAUAGCGCCUAUUGAUUGUCGAUCUGCGGGACUAGUUGCGCAGCGCUGCUGGCCAAAGAUAAGCAGCCGGAGACGUUAAGAGAAUCCCUUUUGUACUCUUAGAAUUUUGCUAUUUUUUAAUCGAUAAAUAUUACAUUAUUCUGAUUUCAUAUAUAAUAUACAAUGUCUGUUAUUUCAAAUUUAACGCAAGAGAUAUUCGACUAUGACUUACGUGGAAGGUCAAGACAAAAAUAUCUUAAGAAGAUCUUAACCGCUGCUUCCUUCGUAAGCUGUUGUUUGCUAAGUCACAGCUAUUCUAAAAUGACAGUUCUCACAAGCUCUUUCGACUGGCUGGAAACAUUUGCUUGUUUUAAUCCAAGAAAUUGUUUUGGUUUACUCUGAUCUAAGGUAGUAUUUAAGCGAGUCCCGGAUAUUCGUACAUUUGACCAUCGGUAAAUACACUAAAGUUACCAUCAGCGCUUCCAAUAUAGAUCUUUCGUUUAAUAUUCGAAUUCUGAAUUACCUGAGAUUUGUUCUCAAUAACUCGCUGCACCAGAACGGUUAUCUAUGCAUACAGAACCUGUCACAAUUAAAUGCAUGUUCCCUGCACGAGAGGCAAAGAAGCGUUCCGCCGCAUUUGUUUCCUUGCGAUGUUAGCAUACUCGUCUUCGUGCCAAUGCUACACGCAGACGAAACAACCGCCAAGAUACGAAAAUUUUCCCAUUCAACUAUAAUUAUCUAUUGCCCUUCAAAAAUACUACACUGCGUAAAAAUUGCCUCCUCGACGGCUGUAGAGUGGAUUGAAUAUGAACAACAACUUUACACCGCUGUAGUUUCUAUCGUUGAGGUGUUCUGCCGGAGGGUUUCCGCCGCAUAUUGUCCAUGCGACAGCUAAAUAUAUAGCAUAUUUGCUUGCUAAUUUUAAAGACACGUUGUAGUCUAGGUUCAAACCCGGGUAUAAGAAGACUGACUUUGUUUCAUGGUGGGGGCCAAUCGUCGGUCUGAUGCAAUAUCAAAUCGCGGUACCGGAUGUGAAACUCGAAGCAUAGAAAAACACAUGGUAUAAAACAUUCAGACCUUUUUAAUAUCACUUGAGAUAAAUUAAAUAAGCAAUAAGGAUUUAUUUGGGCGAAAUCACUUCCUUGUGGUAGCUGACACAGUCGCGUGUAUCGUUUGUCGAGCUGAUCAUGUUGCGAAAUUUAGUUAUAAAUUGGCAUCUGGCAUCACAUCUCAGAGUUAAAUGGUACUUUGGGUUACUGCACUUCUAACUUCGUCACAAAGAGGCUAAGUUUAAGUGACAAGUGGUGACUUCAUCUAUUUUUUGCCUGCAGCUUUUGCGAGUUUCUUGCAGUCAGUAUAUAAUUUCAAUAAGUAGAAAAAGAUUAAAAUCCCUCAUUGUCUCUGAAAAAUUCUCUGUCGAGACAGUUGACCGUAACGCUAAUCGUUUAGGAUAAUGAAUAGAUUCAUACGGGUUGUAAAGGUAUUUGUAAUAAGGUUCUAUUAAUCUAUUGUAGAAAAUCCUUUAAUUUAAGGCUUUACACAAGAGUUACCUUUAUGUUUUGCAAAUCCUUUUUGUAUGUACCAUAAAUUAGUGCCGAAGUUUUUAAUAGUGAUUUUUUUUAUGAAUUUUAGUAGUGAAAGAACGAAAAUAUCGAUGUAUUGUUUUGAUUGACCGGAAUACGAUCGCACUGACAGAAUGUGAAUUACACAGGCAAGUACCUCGACGUCUCUCCAGUUAAUUCCGAGCAUAAUACCAAGCCGUUCUGUGUGAAACCUGAUAAACAUUAGUUUAUAUUUCAAGGUAACAGUAUUUUAUAACAGUGCGAUGUUUACAGGUACCUUCCUGUAUUCAAAAUGCAUUUGCAUUAUUUGACGUCUGAGACCAUUCACUGGGAUGUAACCAAACUUCUUGAGGAUGAGCCAAAAAAAUUUGAAAGUCCGAAUGGUGGUUACGUCAGUCGAUGAGUGCCACUGAACCGGCGACACCACUUUCAAAUAAAUAUACAGAGUCUAAAGUGCUGAGUAUUUCGCCGCCGAAUACAAAACCGCCCUCGCUUAUCGUAAAGAAUCUUGAGGAACAGGUGGGUAACCUAGGCUUCAAUGGCGAAAGACAGGACUUAGUUGACGGACGAGGCAUUCUAGAGCAUGAACGGGACAGUCUUCCUUUACCAGCGAUCACAGGAACGAGACGGCCUGGAAUCGCGGUGCGACGCGGCGCUGAAGGCUGGAAACCAUCGGUUCGGGCCUUUGAACCUCCUCAACGAAAAGGGCUCGAACACAAAUUCCAGGAUAUCCUCGACGCUGACGAGCCAGAUCUCGAGAAGUUGCGGGCACUGAGCUGGAAAGGAAUUCCAACAAGAGUGCGACCUCUCGUGUGGAAAAUCCUUUCUGGUCAUCUUCCGGCGAACACAGAACGCCGACGUGCCGUUCUUGAUCGGAAGCGCGAGGAGUAUUUUGGCUUUGUGGAGAAGUACUAUGAUAACCGGUGUGAAGACCAAAUGCAUCAGGAAACAUAUCGGCAGAUUCACAUCGAUAUUCCGCGAAUGUCACCGCUCGUUCCGCUGUUUCAGCAGCCUACGGUUCAGCUGAUAUUCGAACGCAUCCUGUACAUAUGGAGCAUACGGCAUCCGGCAUCCGGCUAUGUGCAAGGCAUGAAUGAUCUGGUCACACCGUUCUUUGUUGUAUUUCUGUGCGAAUUAGCGCCACCGCAUGAGGACGUCGAAGUGUACGAUGUUGCUUGUUUAGCGCCCACUGAUCUCCGGCAGAUCGAGGCCGACUCAUACUGGUGUAUGUCAAUGCUGUUAGACGGCAUUCAGGAUAACUAUACGUUUGCACAGCCCGGUAUACAGGCCAAGGUGGGCACCCUUCGUAUGCUCAUGCAACGGGUUGAUCGGCCACUUUUCGACCAUCUUGAAGGCCAUGCUAUCGAGUUCCUUCAGUUCACAUUUCGAUGGAUGAAUAAUCUGUUAAUGCGCGAACUUCCACUCCGAUGUACUGUCCGUCUGUGGGAUACAUAUCUGGCCGAGGGCGACAGUGGCUUUUCGGUAUUCCAUCUCUACGUAUGUGCAGCUUUUCUCAAACAUUUUUCCAAGGAGCUUCUACGCGAACGAGAUUUUCAGGGGCUAAUGCUGCUGUUGCAGAAUCUGCCAACGUCAAAAUGGGGCGAUGCCGAAAUCACACUGCUUGUCGCCGAGGCCUAUAAUCUUAAGUAUAUGUUUGCGGAUGCACCAAAUCACUUACUGACGUGACCAACUUACAUGCAGUCGCGUAACGUCCCCUAUUCUAGCUCAAUGUUUGUGCGUAGUUAACAUGCGUCGAGUUGAGUGAGGAAAACGACGCGAAAAUAUAGCAAGUUAAUGAAUACCACAGACUGAAAACAAACGUGACGAUGCACAGACGCAUUGCCCGCAGAGUCACUUGGUCUGUCUUCAACGUCCAUUCGAAGAAAAACCAGAUCCAUGAAGCAAAUGCAACUGCAAUCACCACAAGACACACGCAAAGUUCCAUAUGUCUUAUUAGUAUCAUAAAAAAGUAAAAAGCUGCUUAGUCAUUUAAAGAUGAAGAAAUAAUUCGCUUACGGCGAAAAAAUGAGAUUAGUGUAAUGACUAUACACACGUUCGUGUACCCAUAAAGUAUCAGACGAAAACCACCCUCUGUAAAACGGAAAUUCGAUUAAAUCUGAGGUAACAACUGGAUACACUGACACAGAAUUACAAAAUCAAACUAAAACUGUACUAUAUGUAUGUGAUAAGACGGGUUUGUUUAUAAUGGAAUGCAGAGAUUGAUUGUUAAUGUCUCACAAAUCCAGACUGCUAAUCUCGACCGACGAUGCGUGAACUAAUUGAAAUGUCCGAGUUUUGCUCCAUUAAUGGUACUACAUUUAAUAGUUCAGAAAUGACCAAACAGAUGAUUAUUUCGGCUCAUGCUAAUUGUAUCCGUUGUUGUAGGAUAAAGCACGUUAACAAAUCUAAACUGCUAUCAAAUAUCAAAUACACGAGACUAAACGGUUGUCGGCAGAAGAAAAAAAUACAGAUGUAGGAAGACAAACCUCCAAUUACAUGACCAAUAACAUAGUACAGUAGAAAAAGCAAAGGAAGAAGCUGAAUUGAGCCAAACAGCCACGACUGCUAUUUUGUGGCCAAUGGAGCCUCUUAUUUUUCACUAAAUACGGGAAUAUGAUGAUGAAACAAGCGACGAUUGGUGGUAUAUGCUUGUGCGUAUGUGUACUGUAUAAAGGGAUAACUACAUCUGAAUGGAGCCACCUUGCCAUUCGGGCAGGCCUACAUGGCAUCACGUUAAGGACGGCGUCUUUGGUGCGAUGAAGGCCGCAAUGAGAAACAAAUGUAAAAGCGAUAACAAAAAUUAAGUUAGCGUCAUUUAGUUAUUUAGCAACGAGGCAAGCUGUUCUUACAUUUUCGACGAAAAAUCCGGUUACCGCGUGCUAGCAUCGGUAUAAGGGCCUGAUGCCGCAAACACACCAAAUAAACUGGAACUGGUUCCAUAUUAACACGUGUGUUCUAAAAAUGAGACACUCAGACCUGUGGGUUGUCCGUGAAAGCGAGUGAAUUCUAGGGUGUUAGCUAUUUAAUUGUUGUGCCAGUUGCAACGAUCACAACAAUAUUACUAGUAAUUCAUACAAGUCUAAAUCCUACAUGUAUCUUACCGCAAAAAAAGGUUAUUAGUGUGAUUGAUACAAAAAGCAAAAUUAUUACAUGGAAUUAAGCUACAAUAGUUAGGCAAGGAGAGCUGUACGUUCAAGUAUUGUUGACUCACAAUUGUAUAUAUCUAUAGUGAAAAAAAAAAUAAUUACGAAAAUAUUUGGGGUGGAAGGAAAGAGAACGUAAUAGAAAAUUAAGGGACGCAUUACAUCUUGUUCCGGACGAACAGGGAGAUUUCGUAUAAAAUUAGGUUCUACGUAGGUAUCAGCCUUAAGGACGAGUCCAAUACAGAACGAUACUCUCAAAACCCAUAUGGACAAAACAGAAUGAUUAAUAUUUUCAAUUGGAAAGGCCAUUAUGACUGGGCCUAAAGUAUAACCGAUAGAAGACAACAAUUGAUGUAUGUCCGUAAUAUGGAAGCGUGAACUGUUCGACACGAGCCUAAAUUCAUCGACGCUACGAAGGCUCAACUACGUGUAUGUACGUCCAUUACUGAGAAGGGAGUAAUCGUCGGAUCCAAUUCAUGGAUUCAAGUAGUAAUAGCAGAGAUGAUUUCAACGGUAAUCAUUCAAAACGGUGCAGAAAGCAAUUGGGUUGACCACCGUAGGCACACAAAAUCGUAGAAGGUGAAGACGACCUGCAAUGGAUUGUAACCUGUUGUACGCUGUCCAGCCAGCCGGAAAUCGUGAAAAUAUCGGCAACAGACUUGGAAAAAGAGCGUUGUGUACAUUAUAAGCGGUGUUGUGGCAUGUGUGCUUGUUAUUACUCGAUAAACAGUAAACCAUUAAUGAUGAAAGAACACGCGAGAAGCUGACCAAUCAAUAUAAGAAAAUUGAAAAAUGGAUACGAGGCGAGACAGACUAAUCAAAAUUGUUCCGCAGAGAAGAAGGUAGAAAAUUGUGGCCAGUGAUGAAAGUAGGGAACCAGGCGAAGUCUAAGAGCGAAUAAAUCAUUAUGAACUAUGUGCAAUUUUUCCUUCGGCUA
Molecule: messenger RNA, 6237 nt
Organism: Varroa destructor (honeybee mite)
Lineage: Eukaryota; Metazoa; Arthropoda; Arachnida; Mesostigmata; Varroidae
Gene: Tbc1d22
Product: TBC1 domain family member 22
Biological process (GO): activation of GTPase activity
Molecular function (GO): GTPase activator activity
Source: RefSeq, a predicted model, not a curated record